Molecule: messenger RNA, 3771 nt
Organism: Diceros bicornis minor
Lineage: Eukaryota; Metazoa; Chordata; Mammalia; Perissodactyla; Rhinocerotidae
Gene: AGK
Product: acylglycerol kinase
Exons: 16
Coding region: 1412-2677 (421 amino acids)
Biological process (GO): protein insertion into mitochondrial inner membrane; ceramide biosynthetic process
Cellular component (GO): mitochondrion; TIM22 mitochondrial import inner membrane insertion complex
Molecular function (GO): ATP-dependent diacylglycerol kinase activity; ceramide kinase activity; acylglycerol kinase activity
Source: RefSeq, a predicted model, not a curated record
UCAUGUUUGAACAUAAUUGGGAUAAUGCCAAUUAUAUAUGCCUUUUUACCCUGCUAAUUUUACUUAACAUUGUAUUUUGAGUUUUUUCCACAUCAGCAAAAAUUCUUAGGGAAAAAAAAUUAAUAUUGAGGAGGAAAAAGUUUUCCUUGACCCUCUUAGGGUCUAGAAAUUAAACUGACAAAGACAGAUUAACAGAAGAAGAGCAUACAGGUUUAUUUAGUAUAAGUUUUAUGCCACACAGGAACCUUCAUAAGGAAAUGAAGACCCAAAGAAACAGACCUGAGUAUUUUAUGCUAGGUUUGAUGAAAAGUGGACAGUCGUGGAGGAACACCAUAGUUGAAGGAGUCUGAGGUAACUGUAGAGGAAACGGGGAAAUUUAGCAAGGCCUGUUUGUUAAGAUUCUUCUUGGCAUCCCUGUGUCCUCAGAGAUAAGGAUGCUCUUUUCGUCUGUGUAUGGGAAGGGCACCCCUCACAUGAGGGUUUUAUGACCUGUUUCAGGGAAGAAGGGUGAGGCAGGGGGGAGGUCAGAGUGACAUUUCUCACAUUCCUUCAGCUUAAAAUAUCCAGUAUGCCCAGUUGCCAUUUUUUGGGGUAGUGUGUCCUGAACCCCAUCACAUUCACAGUUGUUUCUUGAAUGGCUAUUCUGUGCCAGAUUUUAUUUUAGGUGCUGGGGAUACAGCAGUGACCAGAACAAAGUUCUUAAUUCUCAUGGAGUUUACAUUCUAGUGGGAAAAGCUAGUAAGCAAAUCAGCAAAUGAGGAUCAUCUAACGAUAUGUGCUAUGAAGAAAACAAACAGAAUAAGGAUAUGUAGUCACUUUGCUUUUUAGUAAAGUUGUGCUAAUUUACCUUCCCUGCAGGAGUGUGUGUGUCUGUCUCACUUUAUUUUGUCAUCAGUGAAUAUGAUGAUUUUAAAAUAUUUGUUAAUUUUAUAGGUGAAUGAGUGAUAAUUCUUUGUAAUUUGUGUGUCUUUGAUUACUCAGGAAGUUGAACAUUUUAACAUAGUUAUGUGCAUUUCCUCUUCAUUGAAUUUUCUGUGCAUAUGCUCUGCUUAUUUUCCUGUUGAGGGCCGAGUGUUUUCCUCUGCUUUGAAUAAUCCCUUUACAUUACUAAUUUGUUGUUGGGUCCUUUAUAUUUAGUGGAUAGACAAGUGCUCUUAAACAGUGGUAUAGUGAGACUGUAAGAGGAAAGAAAAAACAGAGGAAGCCUGGAAUUCCCUUCUCCUCUUUCUGCCCCUCCUCCCUUCCUUCUAAUACAAUGAGGAAAAAGUGAUCAGAGAAGGAAAAAGUGUAGUUUAGGUGGAAAGAAGUGAAGAAAGAAAGAAAAAAAGUAGGUGGGCGAGUGAGAAGAGGAUGAUGAGACUAGAAGUGAGAAGAUGGGAGAGGCCAGAGAAGCGCAAAUCCCUAGGAGAAGAUGACUGUGUUCUUUAAAACACUUCGAAAUCAUUGGAAGAAGACUACAGCUGGAGUCUGCCUGCUGACAUGGGGAGGCCAUUGGCUCUAUGGAAAACACUGUGAUAACCUACUAAGGAGAGCAGCCUGUCAAGAAGCUCAGGUGUUUGGCAAUCAACUCAUUCCUCCCAAUGCACAAGUGAAGAAGGCAACCGUCUUUCUCAAUCCUGCAGCUUGCAGAGGCAAAGCCAGGACUCUAUUUGAAAAAAAUGCUGCUCCGAUUUUACACUUGUCUGGCAUGGACGUGACUGUCGUUAAGACAGAUUAUGAGGGCCAAGCCAAGAAACUCCUGGAACUGAUGGAAAACACAGAUGUGAUCAUCGUUGCUGGAGGAGAUGGCACGUUGCAGGAGGUUAUUACUGGAGUUCUUCGAAGAGCAGAUGAGGCUACCUUCAGUAAGAUUCCCAUUGGAUUUAUCCCACUGGGACAGACCAGUAGUUUGAGUCACACCCUCUUUGCUGAAAGUGGAAACAAAGUCCAACACAUUACAGAUGCUACACUUGCCAUUGUGAAAGGAGAGACAGUUCCACUUGAUGUCUUGCAGAUCAAGGGUGAAAAGGAACAACCUGUGUUUGCAGUGACUGGCCUUCGAUGGGGAUCCUUCAGAGAUGCUGGCGUCAAAGUUAGCAAGUACUGGUAUCUUGGGCCUCUAAAAACCAAAGCAGCCCACUUUUUCAGCACUCUUAAGGAGUGGCCUCAGACUCAUCAAGCCUCUAUCUCAUACACGGGACCUAUAGAGAGACCUCCCAGUGGAACGGAAGAGACCCCUCCACGGCCCUCUCUGUACCGGAGAAUAUUACGAAGGCUCGCGUCAUACUGGGCACAACCACAGGAUGCCCUCUCCCAAGAGGUGGGCCCAGAGGUCUGGAAAGAAGUGCAGCUGUCCGCCAUUGAACUGUCCAUCACGACACGGAACAGUCAGCUUGACCUGACGAGCAAAGAAGAUUUUAUGAACAUCUGCAUUGAACCUGAUACUGUCAGCAAAGGAGACUUCAUAACUAUAGGAAGUAAGAAGGUGAGGGACCCCACGCUGCGAGCUGACGGCACGGAGUGUCUCCAGGCCAGCCAGUGCACUCUGCUGCUUCCUGAGGGAACAGGGGGCUCUUUCAGCAUCGACAGUGAGGAGUAUGAAGCGAUGCCUGUGGAGGUGAAACUGCUCCCCAGGAAACUGCAGUUCUUCUGUGAUCCGAGGAAGAGGGAACAGAUGCUGCAGAGCACAGCCCAGUGAGCAGACGGAGGAGAAGCUGUGUGCUCUGGGACUGCAUUUUAGGCCACCAGUGGGACCAAAAGGGAACGAAGCCUCACCUGUCCCCCCAGUGUUGUCAGAGGAUCCCAAGGGCAUUUUCAUGGCAAGUACCCACCGCCUUUCUCUAGCAGUGCUUCCCAAAGUGGACUCAUUGCCACUCACUUUGCAGUCGCCUUUCCGUUAGCACAUGCUUUUCCGUUGGUGUGACUGCUGAUCCCUCCUCAUACUGAUUUUCCUCAGGCUAGUUUCAGGAGAUUCUCACCCUCAGUGGAUGGAGAAGGGUUAGACCUUGUCAUCUCGCCAAAGUGUGAUCACGGGGGAGAGCAGGUUCCUAGACUGUGCAGCUCCUCCGUUCCUGCUGUUCUGUGGCCGUCCUAGGACUUCCAGGGAAGUGCCUGCCUUCCCCACUGCCUUGUCCUCCCCCUAGGCUUCUCCAUGGGUCCUGCUGCUUCGUGAGCUGAUUCUUAGUGAGCCUGUUCAGUUCUGCCCUCCAUCCAGAAACAUGUGAGGUGUUUCCCUCUUCAGCUAUGGCUGAAAUCCUGUAAAAUACUAGUUAUUUUUUUUAAGUAGUGCUUCUUAAAUGUUGGUUUGCAUGAGAACAACCUGGGGUGCAUGUUGAAAACUGACUCACUUGGAACCCAAACAACUCAAUCCAGGGAUGAAGCCCAGGAAUCUGCAUUUUUAAAAAAGCAGCCACCCUCCCCAGGGAGGUGCCUCAAUCCUACCUGCACAGAUAGUGUAAAGAGUGGUCCACACAGGUCCACUGUUCUGCUCGUGUCCUCCCUAAAAGUAUUUUGAAAAAUCAUGUAGCCCCUCCUACUCUUAAGGUGACAUCUAAAAUUUUUUCUGGGAAGUUAAAGGUUGCCAAAGUAUGUAUUUUCUGGUGUCAUGUAAAUAUUGAUAUUUUAAAAUAAAACUGUUACAUCACUCUUUUAAACAUAUUCAGUGUAAUUUAAAUACAUAGCAAUUUGACACAUCAUUAUUUACAAAAAUAAAUGACUAAGUUCUUUGGUAGUUGAAAAUUUUAAGUUGACUUUUCUCUUUGUAUAUGCAUUUCCAUACCACUUUCUGUAAUC